AUGGAAACAUCUGGAAGUGGUGUAAACAAUGACACCAAAAAUGUCAAUAAUUUAGGGGCCGAUGAAUUGUCGGUCAGAAGUCUAGAUGAUGUUCACGUGAAUGGGAAGAAGGACCCUAAAAGUAGUGCUCAUUGGAUCGACGCCUACCGUCGGCUCAUCGAGUAUAAGGAAUGGCGGGCUGUGGACAAUGGCUACGGCCAGCGAUACUCUUCUCUGUUCGCCACCACUUUAUGCAUAGAAAAUAUUAUGAGUUGUUAUCAAAAUCGUGGUCUUCUCCUUUAUGGACUGUUAGGCCCGAGUGGUUGUGGAAAGACAACACUUCUUAAAGUAAUAUUGGGUUUAAAACGGCCACAAAAGGGUACGAUUGAGGUAAACGGUAGACACCCUCUGCACCCUUUGAAUCAUAUCCCAGGCAUUGGCGUUGGAUUCCAACCACAAGAAACGGCUUUAUAUCAGGAGUUUUCAAUCCGGGAGACACUUAACUAUUUCGCACAGAUCUAUGGCAUGGAUGAGAGCUACAGAAUCAAAGCUUAUUUAUUAGAAACGGCUUUAUAUCAGGAGUUUUCAAUCCGGGAGACACUUAACUAUUUCGCACAGAUCUAUGGCAUGGAUGAGAGCCUUAAAACAAAGCGAAUUAAUUUUCUCAUUAACUUCCUAUCGCUUCCCAAUCCGAACGCUAGAAUCUAUGGCAUGGAUGAGAGCCUUAAAACAAAGCGAAUUAAUUUUCUCAUUAACUUCCUAUCGCUUCCCAAUCCGAACGCUAGAGUCAAGAAUUUGAGUGGUGGCGAACAGAGAAGAGUAUCGCUGGCCGUAGCCAUUGUCCACAGCCCGCCAUUCCUUAUACUCGAUGAGCCGACGGUAGGCGUCGACCCAAUGCUGAGGGAGAGAGUUUGGCAACAUUUGGUGCUACUGGCGAAACAGGAGAAGACAACGAUUUUGAUAACAACUCAUUACGUAGAGGAGGCGCGAAGGGCUCACGUGAUUGCGCUCAUGAGGUCGGGUCGUCUUCUGGUGGAACAGUCGCCGCAAUAUCUUCUCAAUCACUUCGAUGUGAUUACGUUAGAAGAAGUGUUUCUAAACGUGUGUAGGGCUCAGGAGUCGGACUUCAAAGCGAAUCCAUUGCCCAAGAGUUUUAUUGAGACAAUCGAUGAGAAACAGAUUGAAUUGAAAAGAAGUGAAUCCUUUGUAACGCAAAAAAAUUUGCAUUUGAAUCCCAGUUAUUGGAAACGCGGCAAAAGUCUUGUCAAAAAAGAUUACAUAAGACUCACCAGAAAUCUAUUAAUAUUGGUCUUCCAAAUCAUGAUCCCAACCAUAUCGAUGACACUGUUUUGCUUAUGUGUGGGUCGGGUGCCUCUCAACCUAAAAGUGGCCGUUUAUAACGAAGAGGUCCUUUUAGGCAGCAAUUUAAGCCAUACGUGUAUUUAUAACAAUCUGAGCCGUUAUUUCAUAGACGCCAUCGACAGAGAACACGUCCAAUUGAUUAACUUCAAUACACGCGACAAAGCGUUGAAAUCAGUAGAAACGGGAGAGACCUUUGGGGCGCUGGUCGUCGACCGGGACUUUAGUUACGCGUUGUGUAACCGAAUGAACAACAAAACUAACAUCAAAAAGAGCACCAUUUCAUACUUUGGAGACUUCACUGUUAUGAACGACGCUGUUAUGACAUUUUCGGCAGAUGUCAGUCGACUUCUUAAGCCUAUUGUACAACCGUUACAAUCGAUAGAUCCCGAGGUUUUUUCCCCGAUAUUGGCAAUUGAAAAGCCAAUCUACGGGUCGGCAAAGGCCUCGUUUAGGGACUUUAUGGCUCCAGGAAUGAUGAUCUCCAUUGUAUUCAUUCUGGCCGUCGGUCUGACAGCCCUAUCAUUUGUGACAGAAAAACGGGAAUCACUUCUCGACCGCACGCUUAUGGCCGGAGUCAAGAUCUAUGAGAUACUCAUUUCGCAGAUCUUUAUCCAAAUAUUUGUGCUUUUAAUUCAAAUACUGUUAUUAAUGGUAAUCAUAUUUUCCAUCUUUCAAAUCGCAAACCACGGAUCCAUACCAUUGAUUGUUGUUCUGCUUCUGCUGCAAGGCGUCGCCGGAAUGACAUACGGUUUACUGAUAUCAUGUCUCACACCCGAUGAACAGUCGGCUCUAAUGGUAGCUUUUGGCUCAUUCUUUCCCAUAUUAUUACUUUCGGGUGUGUUUUGGCCCAUAGAAGGCAUGUCAAUUUAUAUUAUAUUCGAUGCUACUGGGUCUAAGUUACGACGUAUUUUCGUGACGUCCGGCGCCGAUAAGGACAAACAGGUGACGGUUCCCAACUGUGGGGUCACGGAUGCCGUUAAGAGGCGUAUAGUCGGCGGCACUGAUGCCUCUAACGGUCAGUUCCCGUGGGCUGUCCUCAUAGAGACCAAAGGAAUCCCAUACUGUGCCGGAACUAUACUCAAUGAGCGCUGGAUCAUAACCGCAGCCCAUUGUUUCAAAGAACGAAAAACACCCACCGGUCUGACCAUAAGAGCUGGAUCUAUAAGGAGUAAUGAGGGCUCAGUAUAUAAAGUAUCCAAAAUAGUUAUCCACGAGAAAUACAAUUGGGACGGAAUGGAGAACUCGGAUCUGGCGUUACUUAAGACCGCACAUCCCAUACGAAUGGAGAGAAAGGGAACCACUGAUAUGGUCAACGGGGUAUGCCUACCCCCUACGCUGAAAGAGGAGCCUCAGGGGACCAACAUAUUAGUGGCCGGUUGGGGCCGCACGGGUGAGAAGGAGUCGCCCUCGCGUUCGCUCAAAUACGUUAAGCUCGAUGUCGUGGACAUUACAAAAUGUGCCCAACAGUUCGCUUUCCAAAUGGAGGGCUUUCCCGAUGGUUACAAGAUUUACCGAUCUCAAUUAUGCGCCUAUACAGCCGGCAAAGAUGCCUGUCUUGGUGACUCCGGUGGGCCUGCUAUACAAUAUCACGAAAAUAAGGCAAUAUUGGUUGGUGUGGUGUCCUUUGGGAUCGGUUGUGCGACUGAAUAUCCGGGCGUUUAUACAAAAGUAUCCCAUUUUACCGAUUGGAUCGCUAGUCAUAUGGAUUGA
This is a messenger RNA of Medioppia subpectinata, 3051 nucleotides long. NCBI's taxonomy places the organism in Eukaryota, Metazoa, Arthropoda, Arachnida, Sarcoptiformes, Oppiidae. The record is from the annotation of a GenBank genome assembly.